Messenger RNA from Coccinella septempunctata (seven-spotted ladybird), 1641 nucleotides. RefSeq names its product MAPK/MAK/MRK overlapping kinase-like. Gene Ontology annotation, biological process: protein phosphorylation; intracellular signal transduction. Gene Ontology annotation, molecular function: protein serine/threonine kinase activity; ATP binding. The transcript has 11 exons. The record is from RefSeq and is a predicted model, not a curated record. Lineage: Eukaryota; Metazoa; Arthropoda; Insecta; Coleoptera; Coccinellidae. The coding region runs from base 124 to 1590 and encodes 488 amino acids. Gene Ontology annotation, cellular component: cytoplasm; nucleus.
UUCUUAUUUCCCAUAGGUUUCCCUAACAACUCAAUUCCAUCAAUUCGUUUUUCAGUCAUUCAACUCGUUGACAUUUUCUUCCAUUAUUCAAAAUUAUAGAAAAUAUAAAAGUUUUUAGGAAAAAUGUCAAAUUUUCAAAGCAAAUACAAAGUACUGCAGAAAAUUGGGGAAGGUUCUUUUUCGGAAGUACUCAAAUGUCAAAAUCGGGAGACAGGAGAAUGCUUCGCUGCCAAAAGAUUAAAAAAAUCAUAUAAAUCUAACGAAGGCGUGUUAAAUUGCGCCGAGAUCAUAGCGGCACAGAAAAUUCCCUAUCAUCAGAAUGUCUUGAAUUUGUUAGAGUUUCAUUACGAAAAUUUGACGGGAAAAGCCAUUUUCAUUUUCGAAUUGAUGGACAUGAGCAUGUAUGAUUUGCUGAAAAACCGUACCAGGAGGCUUCCUGAAACAAGAGUCAAGUUCUUCCUGUACCAAAUUCUGAAAGGACUGACUCAUCUUCAUAACCACGGACUGUUUCAUAGAGAUGUUAAGCCGGAGAACAUCCUGAUCAAGAUGACAACUUCAGGUGAGCUGAUAAAAUUGGCUGAUUUAGGUUCGGUGAGGGGCAUAUACAGCGAGCCUCCUUACACAGAGUACAUAUCUACUCGUUGGUACCGUUCGCCAGAAUGUUUGCUGACAGUAGGAAAUUACGGACCCAAGAUGGACGUUUGGGCAACUGGAUGCGUAUUUUACGAAAUGCUGACCCUGAAGCCCCUUUUCCCUGGCUCCAACGAGCUGGAUCAGCUGCACAAGAUUCAUGCUAUCCUAGGCACGCCCAACGGAAAACUGCUGGAAAAGCUGAAGAACAAGUCUAGGAACUGCACCUGCUUCCCCGAAAUUUCGGGAACGGGACUCCAGUGUCUGCUCGGGGAUUUCAGCGAACACGCGAAGCGUCUGCUCAAGCUGAUGCUGGAGUACGAUCCCGACAAAAGGAUAAACGCCAGGAGACUGCUGCAGAGCGUCUACUUCGACUCCAUUAGAUUUUGCGAGGAUCGAUCCGAGCAUCUGCCCUACCUUAGCAAGCUGAAACUAGAGCAAACAACCAAAAGCCCGGAGGGCAGUAGACUCUACCUCAGGAAUAAACCUGCCGUACAGGAAAAACGCAGCAGCAACAGCUACAGCCUCAACAGGCAGCCCAAGAAGGAACAGGUCAGACCCAGGGAAUCGGGGAGCUCCAAGACUUCGACCCUGAAGUCCUCCAAGACCCUCCUGGACGUGACGUCCACCCUGUCGGGCAAUCGCAAAAGCUCUAGGUCCAAGGGGACCGAAGUGCAAGAAGCCAAACCGUCGAAAACGUGGAACCCCAAGCCUCCGCUCUUCAUCCCGGUGAGGGACAAGUCCAAGACUAGGAAGCCGUCGGGCGACAAGUUCAGAAAAACCACCAGUAAUUUGGCUCAGUUUGCGCACGCGCCGCUAUUGACGCAGAAGGAAAUCGCGGAGAACAAAAGUUUUCAAUCGAAAUCUUUCGUACAGCCGCUGAGGAAAUCUUCGAGGAAAUCGUCUCAGGCGGACGAGAAAUUGAACAAAAAUCUGGAUAAAUUGAAGAGGACGACAUGAAAUCUCGAAAUGACUACGUCAAAUUUCAGUAGAAUAAAGAUUUUAUGACAA